AAGAAUAAGUAUGCUUUGCUGAUGACGGAAGCUUUCCAGAAUCUGUAGAGGAGUUCCGCUGCACCCAUACCGAGAGAGGUAUAUAUACACGGCGGGAGAGGAAGCCUGACAAGAAACUACUGCCUUGUGUUAUAUUAACAAGCUCAAACCUACAUUCCAGAAACUCUACAAAAUGGCUAUGAUGAGAAGAGGAAAAAUCCCAAAAGAAGUACAGUUCAUCUUUGACAAAUAUGCGCACCAGAACGUGAGAAGCUUGAAGAAACCGGACGCCAUUAGGCUCCUGAAAACAGAGUUCAACUUGAAUGAUGCAGAAGCAGAGUGCAUGUUUGAUACCUUCGAUAAAGAUCAAAAUUCCAUCAUGAGUAUCUGGGAAUUCCAGCAAUUCUACGAAACUGUUGGGAAUGGGGCUUCCGAAAUGUUGAACAAAUUCCAUGAAUUGGAUGUGGACAGAAGCGGAAAACUCGACCAAGAUGAAGCCAAACAAGGACUUGAACUUAUGACAACCGCCACCGGGCGAAAAUUAGAUCCCCGUGAAAUCGAAUUCUUCCUGAAAACCGCCUCGGAUGACCAAGGCUUUAUUGAUAUCGGAAAGUUUGUCAGUCUGUUCAAGCGUUUGAAAGUUUACGACAGUCCCGCACCCCCGAAGAAUGCCAAGUGCCAUGUGCUGGGAAGUGAAUGAAGUGGAACAGACCAAACAAAGGACAGUGUUGGAUAGCAUAUUCUUGGAUGAACAUAAUUUUUUGUUAAAUUUUAAGAUUUAAUUUUUUAAUUAUUCAGAUGCAUUGGACGUCGUUCAUAUACUCCUUAUAAGCUUAAUUAUUGUCUUUUGAGAAAUGUUGAAUCACGUGUUUUAAUUUCAUGUUAUACAUUGUACGCUGAUCGUA
Saccostrea echinata is the source of this 884-nucleotide messenger RNA. RefSeq lists its product as uncharacterized. Bases 173 to 679 code for a protein of 168 amino acids. The transcript is spliced from 4 exons. NCBI's taxonomy places the organism in Eukaryota, Metazoa, Mollusca, Bivalvia, Ostreida, Ostreidae. Gene Ontology annotation, molecular function: calcium ion binding. The record is from RefSeq and is a predicted model, not a curated record.